AUGCUCAUGACUGAGGAGAUGGGUUUCAAAGUGAGAAGUGAGUGCAAGCACAGCAACGGCAGCGAGCCAAGCAGAUGGGUAGAGACCUUGGUCCGGCCACGAGGUAUUCCAGGUACUGCUGCUAUGAACUUGGACUGCAUCUGGCACAAUUUGGAGUACAUGGAGUGCAAGUGGCUCGCCGGGAAAAAUGCACGCAGCGAUACCAACUAUACUUUGUUCUACUGGUAUGAAGGCUUGGGAAAUCCUGAAAAGUGCAGCAAUUCUUCUAUACAUGAAGGAAUCUUUAAAUGCAUUUUCAAUUUUACCUUUCCCAAGGUCACCAAUACUUAUCCAACUAUCAGUAUUUUGAUUAAAGAUGCUUCAGAGGAAAUCAGGCCUUUGUGUGCAAAUAAAAAUCCUACUACCCUUGUAAAACCUGCUACGCCCAAAGCAGUUGCACUGUCAAAGGUUAAUGAUGACAUUCGUCUAGAAUGGAGCCAGCCAGACACCUUCCCAGCAAGUUGUCUGUAUUACGAGGUGAAAUACCACAAUGGCGAUAAGGACACUGCUCACACAAUUAAAGUUGAGGAUAAUCGUACUUCAAUUCCCAGUGUUGAUCCUAAUACCAAGUACACCUUCAAGGUGAGAGCAAAACCAAAGCCCGAGUGUUACAGCAGCAAGCUCUUCAGCGACUGGAGUGAGGACAAGAGUAUUGGUGCAAAGUCAGACUCCACAUUCUAUUUCAUUUUAAUUAUCACCAUUCCAUUAAUAAUAGCAGUAUCUACGAUAAUUCUACUUUUUUACCUAAAAAAGCUGAAGAUAUUAAUCCUUCCGCCAGUUCCUGACCCUCGAGAAAUCCUUAAGCGCAUGUUUGGGGAGCAGAAUGAGGAUUCCCAGGGUGGCGUAAAGGAGGAUCCUGUGAAUGCUUACAACAGGUUAAUUAAGGAAGAAGAAAUUCAUUCUUUAGUUCUAACAGAAACUCUAGGGACCUCUUCUUCUGAAAACGAAAACCGAUAAACUGUCUUUACAAAGGAAUGAUGAGGAAAGACUUUUCUUCAUGCUCCCUUACCUCAGGUGACAAUGUAGAUGUGGACCGGCCUCUAAGACAUUCACCAACGUUCAACUGAGUCCUUUGUGAA
This is a messenger RNA of Tinamus guttatus (white-throated tinamou), 1118 nucleotides long. NCBI's taxonomy places the organism in Eukaryota, Metazoa, Chordata, Aves, Tinamiformes, Tinamidae. The record is from RefSeq and is a predicted model, not a curated record.